AUGAACGGAAAACAAAUGAAACUAGUAAGUUUUUAUCCACUGCUUUUUCAUUUUCUUGGUUAGUUCGAUUUUUAACCGUAUCUAAUACCCUUCGCAGUCUUAUACACGACAUCUUCGACAAGAGGAUCUUUCCAGUUUCCUAUUGGUGCAAAUUAUUUAAAUGGGUCAUUUCCGUGCUGCCACAAGCCUCUGUUUCAAAGCGAGGCUAAGUGCAAAGCCGUUGAUAUAAAAUGUAUUUGUUAUUUUCAUGCAAAUGAAACUCAUUUUCUCAAGAAAGGUUUUGCAGUUGGCCUCGUUUCGAAAGUGAGUCUUUGGAACUCGGAAAUGACCUAUUCCCUUGAAAUUUUCUUGAAACCAAAGAUUGGGAAUGCCGUCUACUCGAUUAGAAUACAUAUGUCAAUAUAUGACGAUGCGAAAUUUUUCCAUGAGCUUUUUUAAUUGACGUUAUUUUAUGUCGCCAAGAAAAGUUAGCCUAAUUGGCUUAAAUAUAGGGAAGAAAAGGCGGUCUCCCUGAUGUCGGUGAGCAUGUUGAAUACAAUACUAACAGACAAUUACACUGCUUUGUGGUUCUAGCUUAAAAACUUCUUAAAGCUAAUUUCAUGAUGCAAGUUAUUUUCUUUUUCUUUAUAAGGUAAUCCACAUAUUUGCAGUUAUUUUGUCGUUGGCUUUCAUUCUUAAUCCUACUUCGUAUGUUGAAGCCAAACCUCAAGGUCCUACAGGAAAAAGCAACAGCACCAUAUGCAAUCAUAUCACGAUACCAAGGAUCACUGCGAACUCUCCUGGUUAUACACCAACCUCUACUAGGAAGACGUGCAUUGCAAGAAUCAUCCCAAUUACUAUUUGUAACAAAAUGUACAAUGUUGCACUUUGUAAGGAAAAAAAGAACGGUUGUAAAGGAAUCCAGAGAAAGAUUACUGUGACUUUUCCAACAUGCUGUAAAGGAAACGACACCACAUCCGUGUCAUUGCCGUAUGAUUGUUCUUGA
Porites evermanni is the source of this 985-nucleotide messenger RNA. The record is from the annotation of a GenBank genome assembly. NCBI's taxonomy places the organism in Eukaryota, Metazoa, Cnidaria, Anthozoa, Scleractinia, Poritidae.